UUGUCAUUUGUGUGUCCAUGGUUCGCAGGAGCUUCUUCUUCCAUGGCCAAAAUAGCACAAGUGAUGAUCCCUGAAACAUCACGAUACCAGCUUCUUCUGUCAUGUCCUUCUGGCCUCUCUCUAUCUCAGGUCUCCGUGGAUUUCUCGAAAUCGCAUGAUCGGAUUCCACAUCCAGAUCCUGAUCUAGAAGAUUCCAUUGCGCAGGUUUGGGAGGAGAGAACACAGGGGAAUUCAUCAUUGUUCAAUGGCCAAAAAUUCAGAUAUGGAUCAUAUUGUUUAGAUGGUGAUGGUGAUGGCGAUGAAGUACCACACGUCUGCCUUCGCCUUGGACUGACAGAUUACAGGACUUUUGUAGGAACUAAUUUGAGUUCUCUGUGGGAGCGGUUCCUUGUUACAUCAGAAGAUGACUCUGUAAGAUGUCGACAUACAUCAAGUCCACUGGGUAAUGGUGCAGUGAUCGAGACUUCUGACAAAAAGAUUAUUGUGUUACGCCGGAGUGAUAACGUCGGGGAAUUUCCAGGUCACUACGUAUUCCCUGGAGGCCAUCCAGAGCCAAUAGCAGUAGGUAUCGAUGAUUCUCAUCAGCUUCAGAAAGAUGGUGAAACCAGUGAGCUUCUAAACAAGAAGGUAGCUCAAGAAAUGUUUGAUAGCAUUAUCAAUGAAGUUGUCGAAGAAACUGGAAUACCAGCAUCAUCUCUUAGCUCUCCUCUCUUCAUCGGAAUAUCUCGGAGGGAGCUAAAUGUGAGACCAGCUAUGUUUUUCUUUACCAAGUGUAGUCAUCAUUCAGAUGAGGUACCAAGAUUAUACUCUAAUGCUGAAGAUGGGUUUGAGUCAACACAGCUCCACACUGUCUCUAUGGACGAGCUGAAGAGGAUGACAUCAAGAAUGCCAGGUUGCCACCAUGGCGGUUUUGCGCUCUAUGAGCUGAUGCUUCAACGUCUCAAGAACACUAAUGAAACCCUUUUUACAUCGACCUAAGAGGAUUGAACUUGAAACUUAUUGUAAGUCGUCUUAUGGCUUGCAAAUAAUCACCAUAUGUUUUGUAUGUUGGAUAAGUGAAUUCAAUAGCUCAUUUGCUAUUUGAGAAUCUAAAAUAAUUGUUUAGCGACAAGUUGUUUGUAUUGUCAUUACUAAAUUCCUUAGUUA
Eutrema salsugineum is the source of this 1146-nucleotide messenger RNA. Its product is annotated as nudix hydrolase 9. NCBI's taxonomy places the organism in Eukaryota, Viridiplantae, Streptophyta, Magnoliopsida, Brassicales, Brassicaceae. The record is from RefSeq and is a predicted model, not a curated record. The coding region runs from base 43 to 978 and encodes 311 amino acids. Gene Ontology annotation, molecular function: GDP-mannose hydrolase activity. The transcript is spliced from 9 exons.